[Torrubiella] hemipterigena is the source of this 1239-nucleotide messenger RNA. Lineage: Eukaryota; Fungi; Ascomycota; Sordariomycetes; Hypocreales; Clavicipitaceae. The record is from the annotation of a GenBank genome assembly.
AUGUGCACAUUUUCCACCAACGUACCUAAGCAAAAUGCAAGAUUCCCAGGAUCGCAGCCAAAUAGAAUAAAUGGCGAGCACAAGCGCCUGGAUAACUUCAUAGUCGUGGACCCGAGCACCUAUCUCAACAACGAUGAAGGCCGUCGUCAACACAGAGCGAGCGUCAGCACCGACGACGAUGAGACCAGCCCCAGCAGCGGCGUCAGCAAUACUCUCGCGACGUCGGCAGAAAUGCCACAGGAUGGUAGUAUGUCGGCGGAUCGAACAGACAAGCCAUUGAGGCAGAAUUUGGGGCGUUCACCAUCACCACAUUCAGACUCUGGCUCAGGAAACGAGGCCAUGGGCGAUCUGGGAAGCCCGACCAUGAUUGGCACCAACGUAACUUGGGACUGGGAUGUUUUGUUAAGUGGCAGCAAAGAUGGUGAAUUUGGGAGUUUGCCGGCUCAUGCAGACGUGAGUGGAAAUACGCCGGGUCAAUUUCUCUGGUCAAGCGACUGGCACAACCCGGCUGAGGACUACGUUGGUCCUCCGGAAGCACCUAGCAUUGCCCACACCAGGCCGUCUUCCAAAUCAGUCUCGGGAACGCUUCUGCCGCAGUUAUCAGACAGUUCUGGAACAUUGAAUAUUGCGCAAGGUGCCGCAACUGCCGCGUCGUGUGAAUGCCUGGAGCGAGUCACAUCAAGCGUGUUCGAGAUCAACAACGUUCUCGCAGGCUUGGGGCGGCCGCGACGGGCUGGGGCGUCAAAGGGAGGAUGUUUGACGCUGGGAAGAUUUUUGACCAUUUAUGGUGACCGCGUAGCUGCUAUAGAGCAGCAGAUUGCGUCUUGCAGCACAUGUCUGAGGCAGCCUGAGAUGGCUCAGCUACUGAUUGUCAACUUGGAGCAACUGGCUCAGAUGCAGGAGCAUCAGCAUACAAGGUUGACUGAGGACAACAUGCUCAUAUCCGGAGAACAGAUAUCAAUUGGAAGCUGUGAUAUCGAUGGUCCAGAAAGGUUGAUGAUAAUAAAGCAGCUGCUGGUGGGGAGGAAAAUGCGAUUCACCAAGCUUGUUACCUCCAUCCACGAGAAGCUUACGGCGGCCAGCUUGAAAAAUUGCUACAAAAGGCUAGAGAUACUUUUGGAACAGCUUGAUAGAUCUAGGGACUGAUGGAAGGUUGCACAUUGGCAUAUAAAAAUAGACGUACUGCAGCACGUAUAUGCGUACAAAUAUCCAUACGCGCAUACACGAGCACUGACACAC